AUGGAAGAUUCUCAGAGUGAGCAACAGCGGAUAAUACGACGCCACCACCGCGAGAAAAAAGAGCUGCAGGCCCGUAUCCAGGGCAUGAAGAACUCGGUCCCCAAGAGCGACAAAAAGAGAAGAAAGCAGUUGCUCCUAGACGUGGCCCGCCUCGAAGCCGAGAUGGAGCAGAAGCACCAGCAGGAGCUGGAGAAGUUCCGAGAGAGCUUUCCUGAUAACGGCAACCUCGACUCCGUCACGGAAGAUCUAGCCAAGAUGGAUCUUGAGAACCAGCCUCCCCGGCAGUCCCGGGCACAGAGAAGGCGCGAAAGAAGGGCGGCGCUUGAGAGAGAGCGCCAGGAGAGGAUCACCGAGGCCGAGAUGGAGCACCUGGCUAGCUUCCGCCGCGAUGAGGAGGAGAAGCUCGCCGCCAUCCUAGGAUCCAAGAAUCUGGAGCUGAAGGAUAUCCCGGCCGAUGGCCACUGCAUGUAUCGCGCCAUCCAAGACCAGCUGGUGUUCUCGGUGACGGUAGAGAGCCUGCGGAAACGCACCGCCGAUUACAUGCGCAAGCACGUGGACGACUUCCUGCCCUUCUUCAGCGACCCGGACACCGGCAACGCCUACAGCCACGAAGACUUCUUGAGCUACUGCGACGACAUCGUGCGCAGCCCCUCGUGGGGAGGCCAGCUCGAGCUGAGGGCCCUGUCGCACGUCCUGCAGACGCCCAUCGAGGUGAUCCAGGCCGAUUCGCCCGCUGUCGUCAUCGGCGGGGAGUACACCCGGAAGCCGCUCAUCCUCGUGUACCUGCGCUACGCUUGCAACCUCGGCGAGCACUACAAUUCGGUGAGGCCGCUCGAGGCCGGCGCUGUCGGGGGCGCGGCCCCGCGGCUCUUCUAG
Molecule: messenger RNA, 876 nt
Organism: Neogale vison (American mink)
Lineage: Eukaryota; Metazoa; Chordata; Mammalia; Carnivora; Mustelidae
Gene: OTUD6A
Product: OTU deubiquitinase 6A
Exons: 1
Coding region: 1-876 (291 amino acids)
Biological process (GO): protein K29-linked deubiquitination; protein K27-linked deubiquitination; protein K33-linked deubiquitination
Molecular function (GO): cysteine-type deubiquitinase activity
Source: RefSeq, a predicted model, not a curated record